This is a messenger RNA of Ilex paraguariensis (yerba mate), 243 nucleotides long. Lineage: Eukaryota; Viridiplantae; Streptophyta; Magnoliopsida; Aquifoliales; Aquifoliaceae. The record is from the annotation of a GenBank genome assembly.
AUGAGAGCACACUCUGUAGAUCUUGCUUUGACUUGUGGUAAGGGUGAAGCAUCUGCUAUAAUAGAACACAUCAUAUCUACAGCACUAGAAUUCUACAGUUGGCCUAAUGUGUGGUCCUCUUGUGCAGCAGUUAGAUGCAAUGAAUUGGGUCACACUAUGACAUUGCGGUGCAACGAAAGCCGGCUUGAUCAUCGACUUAGGCCGGCAUCGCUGCUCGGAUUAGCGUUGCUGGCCAAUCCAUGA